Messenger RNA from Fonsecaea multimorphosa CBS 102226, 1002 nucleotides. RefSeq lists its product as uncharacterized. Gene Ontology annotation, molecular function: Y-form DNA binding; flap-structured DNA binding; DNA endonuclease activity. Gene Ontology annotation, cellular component: mitochondrion. NCBI's taxonomy places the organism in Eukaryota, Fungi, Ascomycota, Eurotiomycetes, Chaetothyriales, Herpotrichiellaceae. The transcript has a single exon. The record is from RefSeq and is a predicted model, not a curated record. Bases 1 to 1002 code for a protein of 333 amino acids.
AUGCCCGCUCCGAAAUCAUGGCUGGAAGAACUAACACUGAGCAAGCUACAUCGACUCGCAACAGCACUGGGCACGCCAUGCUCAGGAACAAAGCUUGCACGUAUAGAAGCCAUCCGUAACGCAACUUCGAACAGUGUGCAGAAUGGAGACAGCAGGGGUACCGUGUCCGACUUGAGUCUUCUGAGCAUAGAUAUGGGCAUCAGGAAUCUGGCCUUUGCACAUCUCACAGCACCGGCUGAAGAGGUCACGAGACCGCUCAAGCAUAUACGGUACGGAAGGCCGACGCUGCGAGCAUGGCGUCGAAUAGCAGUGGCAGAGUCUUUGGAUGUCACGACGAGCAGCCACCGGGAUUCGGCAUUAGAGAUGUCGACGUCCGCGGCAAUCGAACUAGUUGCAGCAGCCAAAGAAUCAUUCGAGCCCAUUGAUUACGCCCGGCACGCCUACAAUCUUGUCAAAUCCAUAUUACAGACUUACCAACCCAAUCAUAUCUUGAUUGAGAGACAAAGAUUUCGAUCAGGUGGCCAAUCGGCGGUUCAAGAAUGGACCCUCAGGGUUGGUGUGUUUGAAGGCAUGCUUUAUUCCGUCCUGCGGACUCUGAUCGAGGAGCACAAACUGCAGCUAAGCAUUGAACCAAUGCAGCCUCCCCGCGUCAAUCGGUACUGGCUUGAAGGCUCCAAGGACUUGCUAGGCUCGAAAGAGAAGAAGAUGGUCGGUCGCGAGGUAAAGAAGGCAAAAGUUGAUCUUGUUGGAAAUCUGCUCAGAGAGGGAAGCUCAGUUAUCUGUGUUGGCAAGGAAGUUCAGCCGACAGCUCUCGACUUCAUAUCGCGCGUUAGCCAGGCUUCCAAGCGUGGGCGAGCUGAUACUACCAAUAUAUCAAAGCUAGAUGAUUUGGCCGACUCGCUCUUGCAGGGAUUGGCAUGGAUCCAGUGGCAAAACAACCGAAGGCGCAUCGAAGCCCAGGGGCGAGAUGCAGUCGAUAUGGCGUCUGGAACCUUGUCGUAG